This is a messenger RNA of Chondrus crispus (carragheen), 633 nucleotides long. RefSeq lists its product as hypothetical. The record is from RefSeq and is a predicted model, not a curated record. Lineage: Eukaryota; Rhodophyta; Florideophyceae; Gigartinales; Gigartinaceae. Bases 1 to 633 code for a protein of 210 amino acids. The transcript has a single exon.
AUGCCCGCCCAUGCUGUCUUAAAGGAGGCCCUCAUUCGAUCCUUCGAAGUCCCAGUCGAUGAAGAAACGAAGGUCACCUACAUUGUGAUGGAGUACGUGCGCGGUGAGGUGUUGAAGGACUGUUGGGACGAUAUGAGUGAGGCACGUCGUGAACGCGUGUGUGACCAGGCUGCGAGCGCUAUUGCCGAGCUGCAGUCAUUGCAUGUGGACCGGCCAGGUCCAAUUGGCGGUGGACGAUCGAGGGGUACUUGGUUUACGACACUUGGAGCAGGACCAUUUCACUCUGUUCGCGAGUUGGAAGAUUGGUUUACUCACAAGCUUGAUGUAUGCAAGAGAUACAACAGAGCGUAUGCGAGUAUACCUCCGUUUAUGGGCAAGUUUGGGAAGAUGGUUAUGUCGCACAUGGACGUUGCGCCGCGAAACAUCAUUCUGGAGGGUGAUAACAAUAUUUGUUUAAUCGAUUGGGACUUUGCAGGAGCGUAUCCUGUUCACUUUGAGAGAGCAGGUCUUUUAAAUCAGGUACGAGAGGCAGAUUUCUGCAAACGAAUGCUGGCCAGGAUGAAGCCUUAUGAGCAGGAAAUAAAUGAUCUAGAGAGCGUGACAUGGGCAAUAACAUCGGCUUAUUUAAUUUAA